AUGAAACAACAAAAAGACAACCCAGAUCUGCCUGAGAGAAUCAUAGAAGCCGCAGGAGAAUGGCUUGUAAAUCUCUGUACUGUUAAAGGCUCAAUCGACGACAGAGACCAGCUUCUGACACCCCUCGAACAACUCAAGUUGGAUGAAUUCUUUAGUCUUCAUGGCCAAUCUCCAAAAUUCAAGCGAUACCAUGUUGAAGCUAUUCGACGGUGUAUGUCUAGAGACAUCAGACCAGAGUAUCAACUUGCUCGUGCACUACUGGAACGAGAUGAUACGUGCCGUCUCUUUGUGGAUGAGAAUGAUGUCUUGCAAGUAGCCAUCAAAAGAGCCAAGAUAGAACCGGGAUUACUUGGUAAAUCACCGCUGGAGUCAAACCCUGAGCUUAUGAAAAUGUUGAAAUUGCUUAUGGCUCAUGGAGCAAGAGUUAACUGUUUCGAUGGCGAUGGAUACUCGCCUCUUUACUAUACUUGCGUUUUGGGUUAUGCCGACCUUUUUCGCUUUCUGAUCUCUUCUGGAGCGGAUAUCUCGACUACGCAAAAGAGAAAUGUUCCAGAACAGGUCAAAAAGCUGAGAGAAACCUUGGAGGAUGCAUCAUUUCAAAACAAAGAAGAGACAGUGAAUCUAUUGCAGGUUACACUGGACGCUCUGAUAUCGCCUCAGAACAUCGUCGACAUGACCUGGGUAGGAUGGCCUCCUGGAGUGAACUUCGAUAGGCCCCUGUGGGAAAUGGAUGUUGACCUUACAUGGGACGGUAUCAUACUAUAUCUUCUGCAACAAGGUCUCUUCUUUGAUAAAGGCGACUUGGGACUUGUUAUGCUCCUUCACAUCGCCUGUUAUCAAGGAUCACAGGACCUUGUCGAAAAGCUCUUGGACUACGGCAUCAAGGCCGACAUCCCUGGGCCAAGAAUAGUAGACGGGGGACAAGGCGAAGGGUCAACCUGCGGAACGGCUAUGCACGCUGCAGCUGCUGGCCGAAAAUUGGAAAUUAUCAAGACUCUCAUUGCUCGUGGUGAAAGUGCAGGUUUACGCCGGCUUUGCAUCUUCAACCGCCGUUCAGUCAAUGCAGAGGUGGCGCCUGUCGAGGUUGCGAUAGCCACCGGUCAAUACGAAGACGAUGAGAACCUUCAAGACUUCCUCGAGGCUUUUAUAGAUGAGGCGGAGGGUCUUGAAGAGUCUGACCUCAAAGCAGUAUUGAAUUGGUGUGUUACGUCUAACGCGCUCGGUUUUGCUCAACAACUCUUGCAGCGUGGUGUUAGACUGGAUGAGGUACCUCUUACAGUCAACGGAGUUGAAAUGGCACAGCUUCUCAUCGCACACGGUAUCAAGUUGGAUGCUGAAGCUUUGCAGAAGGCAGCGUUGAGGAAAAACCUCUUAGACUUACUCCGUUGGUGUGUUGAUGAGUAUGGUCCCCUGCUACCUCAAGACCAAGAAUCGUGGGGAAAGAUGGCAUUUCGGCUACUCGGAGGACAUUUAGCCCAUAUAAAGACGAUCAAGUACCUCAUCUCUGAAUACCCUGGCCCGCAUAUCGAUACAGUUUUCGUCUCACCAUCGAGAGAAUCGAGAAAGCCAGAAGGCGACGACAUAACCAUUGACGCGAGUUGGCUGUACCUGGCUAUUUUGAAAUGCAACACCGGAGCAAUUCGGCUACUUUUGGAUGCAGGGGCUGACCCAAACUGUCCUGGAUUACCCAUGGAUGCCGCGGCGGCUAUGAAACGAGUAGAUCAGCAUGGUCUCAGAAACAUCUCGGAACGCCUGGAAGUUAUCAAGAUGAUACAAGAAAGGCUUUCUGAGGAUGGAAAGUGGAAUGCGCCGUCACUCACUGAGACAAGAUCUCACACAGUUGAGGUUGUAGCUACAGAGAGGAAAGCCUGGGAUAAGAAAGUCAGACGUUUGGUGCAGACCAGACAGGAGGUUCCUGAAGCGACACCACAGGGAAGAGGGGCUUCUCCGCCUUCACCAGCUGUAGGCAUCGUCUCUACUACGGAUCUCUAUAAGCCGUUGGCCAGCAGCAGUUCCUUCCGGCUUCUUGAGCUCCUCCCCUCAAACAAGAGAUUAGAUCCUUUGGUUGGCCGCCUAGUUGACAGCGAUAUCACUUUCCAGCCAGAAUAUGAGGCUUUGUCUUAUGUAUGGGGCGACAUCAGUCCCGCCAAGUACAUCAGCCUUGAAGAAAAGGACAUAGCUAUAACCCCGAAUCUGCAUUCUGCACUGACUCACCUUCGCUCUACGGAUAGUGUCAGGACUAUUUGGGUCGAUGCACUUUGUAUCAACCAAGCAUUCCACGACGAACGAAACCAACAAGUUAGAAUUAUGGGCGAUAUCUACAAAUCGGCGAAACAAGUUAUUGUAUGGCUUGGAGAUGCCGCUGGUGAUUCCCAUCUCGUCUUUGAACACCUCAAGGACGAUGAAACCGAGGAUGCCGUCUCAAACUCCCCAGAACAGUCAGAAGCAAAGCGUAAAGCGUGGGAGGCACUUGUCAAGAGGCCUUGGUUCUUUCGCACGUGGGUGAUACAAGAGAUAGCUCUUGCUCGCAGAGCGGUAAUUAUGUGUGGAGAAGAUACCACGCUCUGGCGUAAUAUCGACGCGAGCUGGAAACCCGACUUUUCAGGCGGCGCAAAUGGUCUCUCGACGGUGCGCACCUAUCCUGGAAACCAACCAGACCAUCCAAUCUCGGGCUUCAAUCCGGAUAAGCAUGUUUGGAGACUAAGACUUCUGGAGGCUGAGAGUAAUCCCAUGAGUGUUCUGCUUUAUAGCCGUGUGUGCGGAACGACAGAGGUGAGGGACAAGAUUUAUGGAAUCCUGGGCUUGUUCAAACCAGGGUUUGUGGAAGUUGAUUAUAACCUGCCCGUGGAAAGCAUCUUUCAGCAGUUUGCGGAGGCAGUCAUUCAAUUGACUGGGGACCUGGAUAUCUUGAAGCAUGCUGGAGUGUCGCAAAAGUAUGAGAACCUCCCAUCGUGGGUGCCUGACUUUACCGAAACAUCAACAAGAAGCCUUCCUGGAUAUGAUUGGUAUGCUCCUUGGAGAGCAGAUGCUCCAAGCCAGUAUGAGAUACGUUUCGCCGAUGGGAAGAGUAUUAGCAUUUCCCGAGAGGACUUGGCCCGCAAGUAUCUUCCAGGACUAUCUUUCUCAGCGGAUAGAUCGUUGGUGAUAAAAGGCAAGAUGAUUGAUACCAUCCGUUCAGUGGGUGCUGAGCUUCCAAGCGGGAUAUCUCAUGCUCCUGGAACAGAAGCCUUUGGUCUCGUGAUGAAAGACUGGGAAACACUCGCCACGACACUGAUUCCUGAAUGGAAGUCAUCAGGUUCUUCAGUGUCUUCUGCUUUUGCUGCUACUAUCUCUGCAACCCGUGGAUAUCAGAUCUUCAGCGUUGACAUUGGUUUCACUCAGUGGUACCGUCACUGUGGGACAGGAAUACUCGAGGAAGCCGACCCCUCUAUGUUUCUCCGGGAUCAUGAAUUUUAUCUUUGGUGGUGUGAUGUCGGCAAGCCUGAUGACCCUGAUGAUGAAGAGUAUGAGGGACUUGGAUAUCAUAUUCGCCAAUUCUCUGAUGAGAUGAUGGCUGCUAGCUACGGCCGCUGUCUUUUCACCACGGAGAAUGGAUCUAUGGGCCUUGCGAGCUCUCGAUUGAAGGCUGGUGAUCGGAUUGUUUACUUUCCUGGCUCAUCUGAACCUUUUGCCUUGCGGAAGAGGAAGGAUGGGAAGGGGUGGACUUUGGUGGGUGAUUGCUAUCUGUAUGGGUUGGAUAUCGAUGAGCUUUUUCAUCAUCAGGAACAUCUUGGUGAGGAUUUUAAAAUUUAUUAG
This is a messenger RNA of Fusarium venenatum, 3795 nucleotides long. Its product is annotated as heterokaryon incompatibility protein. Gene Ontology annotation, molecular function: protein binding. NCBI's taxonomy places the organism in Eukaryota, Fungi, Ascomycota, Sordariomycetes, Hypocreales, Nectriaceae. The record is from RefSeq and is a predicted model, not a curated record.